AUGCUGCCAGAGGGCUUAUCCAGCCGACCUCUAUACCUGGAACAGAAAAGUGAAUCCAACAAACAGAAGCGUAGGGUCCCCGCCGACAUACGAAAACGAGUUCGACAUGCUUGUCUGGGUUGUCGAUCAAAAAAAAUUCGUUGUAGAGGUACGGAGCCGUGUCAUUCUUGUGUUGCCUUAGGAAUUCAAUGUGUAUAUGCGGAUGCAGAAAAGGAAAGAUCUCCGUCCAAGCAAUUCGUUGCAGAACUAAGUAAACGACAAAAAUGUUUUGAAUACUUAUUUGAACAUAUUUGCCCUUCGAUCCCUCAAUGUACCAAGGCUUUGGUCCAACUAUGUAAUAAAUUAGAGUCUCAUAUGAAACAAGGAACACCACUUGCUUCUUUGGUCAAGCCUGCAACUAUAGAUGAAAGUCUUUGUAAAUUUUCUUUGAAUUCUGAAGAAGAGACUUCAGAAAAGUCUAUGAAUCAACUGAAAGUGAAAUAUCCCUCUGAUUUUCGAGAUCCUGCUCAAUACCCUCUGAACGAAAGUUCCUCCAUCUUGGAACCUUCUGCGAAAACAACCGAUCAUACAAUCAAUUUUCUACCAAGUGAGCGUCUGUCUCAUGAUUCACUAGGACCACUUUUCAUAGGUCCAACUUCAUCUUCCAUUCUUUUGGACGAAGUAGCUUCGUCCUUAAAUAUAUUGGGAUGCUCUUCCCCGAGCUUUGACCGGCUCUCACCCUCCGCGCAAUUUUCGGAAGCAUCUGAAUCAUCUUUACCUCAGCUUCUUCAGAGAGGUUUGGUCUCAUCAACGCAACCUUCAAAUCUGAAGUCCUCAAAGUUUUCAUUACAAUGCUUGGAGUCGUUGUCUCUUUUAGCCUGCCAUAUGCUACCUUCUCUAGCAACUGCAAGGCAACUCUCUGAAUUUUUUUUUGUUCGUUUUCAAUGCUUUCUGCAUCUUUACCCAGCUUCAUUGUUUUAUAAACGAUAUCAAAUCUUUUAUAAUUUUCCCAAAUUGCCCAACAACUUGGAUAUUAGCUUUCUUAUUGUAUCAAUGAGCAUUAUGGCUCUUGGUCAAUUGAGCGCGAAUGAAGAUGGAAUUCAUAUAGAAGAACCUAUGGAAGAUAUUACUGAGCUUUUUAACCUAAGUGAGCAAUUAUUGUUCUUUCUUUUGCCAAAAUAUAAUGUAUCCACAGUACAGGCACUAGCUUUUGUCGCAUUUCAGUGUCUCUUACUUGACAGAAUUAAAGAAGCUUUUUCUUAUGUAGGAUUAGCUUUUCAUAUAGCUCGGGUCAUUGGGCUAGAAGUGUCGGAUUCUACCGAGACCUUGAACGACUCAGUUACUUCAGAAAUCAAUACAAGGUUACUGUGGUCUCUUCGUGUGCUUUCUUCUUUCUUGUUUCUCCAGAAAGGAAUUACCCCUAUAGUUACUUUGUUUUCGGAAUACGAUUUUUGUUCCCCAAAGCUGCCAAAAAUAAUGCCCGAGUUGGAAAUUCCUCUUUUUCCAUCAACGGUUUCUCAUUUUACAUCAACAAUCAAGCUCUUCUCUGUUGCAGUUCCUUCGUUGCUAUCAAUAUACAAUCUAACGGGAUUUUGCAUCGAUCAAAAGCAAGAUUAUGCUGCUCUUUUAUCCAAGGUCAAGGGUGCUUCUAAAAAAAUAGAAGAAUGGAAGACAAAACUCCCGUUUCAACUAGAAAUAGAAAAGGGGAAAUAUGACCAAUCGAAUCCUUUAUUUCAUGGAAGCAUCUUCUUGCAUCUUUUGUAUCAUCAUUUCAGCCUUCUACUUUUUGAACCCAUCUUUUUAUAUCAUUUACACUUGAAUUCUAAUAGCCUUUCUUCACAGUCGUUAUUAUUUACGGAGUCCGCGCCCAUAGUCCCAGAAUCGGAUUCAUGUAUUAAGUCUGUACAGUCCAUUUUGUCACUUGUGUCAUUAUUGCAAGAGAAUGGUCAAUUAGAAAAUUGUUUUUCUCUGGAAUAUGAGAUUUUGUAUACGGCAGCUUCGAUGUGUCUUUUGUUAAGCGCUACAAAAUUCACGGAUGAUAGGCAUCUAUCAAAGUGCAUUCGCCUUUUAAAGAGCAUGGGAUCUGUCUCCAUUAACACCCACGAAAAAUUAAGGAAGCUAGAAACAAUAGCCUCAAGGUAUCAAAGCGAAUAUACAAACGCGCAUCAAAAGGCAAGCUCUGUGGGUAACGAACCUCCGCCCGAACUUCCCCAAGUACAAGAAGGAUAUCUGGCUUGGAAAACCUGGAUACAAGAGCUAUCCAACGACUCAGACUUACCUGUCGGUCAUUCAUUAAAUGCAAAAUCCAACUCUAACUCUUUUGGAAUGGAUUCACAUUCCAAUUAUGAAAAGUACCAGUCGUCUCCUGAAUAUACUACAACUUCAUAUCAUCCCUUUCUUUCAUGGCAUGAAGCAUUGCUUAACAUGGAUAUAGAGUCGAAUAACCUUAGCUAA
Molecule: messenger RNA, 2433 nt
Organism: Schizosaccharomyces osmophilus
Lineage: Eukaryota; Fungi; Ascomycota; Schizosaccharomycetes; Schizosaccharomycetales; Schizosaccharomycetaceae
Gene: thi5
Product: DNA-binding transcription factor Thi5
Exons: 1
Coding region: 1-2433 (810 amino acids)
Biological process (GO): DNA-templated transcription; positive regulation of transcription by RNA polymerase II
Cellular component (GO): nucleus
Molecular function (GO): sequence-specific DNA binding; DNA-binding transcription factor activity, RNA polymerase II-specific; zinc ion binding
Source: RefSeq, a predicted model, not a curated record